Anneissia japonica is the source of this 11794-nucleotide messenger RNA. RefSeq lists its product as uncharacterized. Gene Ontology annotation, molecular function: protein binding; ATP hydrolysis activity; helicase activity. The record is from RefSeq and is a predicted model, not a curated record. The coding region runs from base 379 to 11667 and encodes 3762 amino acids. Gene Ontology annotation, biological process: miRNA processing. NCBI's taxonomy places the organism in Eukaryota, Metazoa, Echinodermata, Crinoidea, Comatulida, Comatulidae. The transcript is spliced from 32 exons.
AUUAUAGAUUAGGAAUGGGAAAACCCCAACUAGCGUUUCCUGAAAACGAAACGACAGCACAAUGCACAAUGAUAUGGAUAAUUUUAUAAAUAAAUUUGUGUAAGAAAACACAAAAACCAUUGUCAUGAUAUUGUGAUGUUGUUACGAAGAUCUAAUAUUCAAAGACUAAGAAAUUAAAGUCUGGUGUCAAGGAUUCGUAAUCAUCGACAGGAGAUCUUAGUCAAUUUUGAUAUGAUACAACCUGUGCAGUAUUGUUAUGUUGUUUACAUCCACAUUUAGCAAUACUGUGAACGGUAAGCAAGAUGUUUGACUUUACUAUAACAAUGCACUGACUCAAGAAAAGUACAUUUUCUUAAGUGUAUUAUAUUUACUACGAAAAUGACGACACGAGAGGACAGACAGUGGAGCAUUGCUCAGCGAUUGUACGUUUACGAAACACAACCUGAUUUUGAUGUUCUUCCGAGAAGAGAGCGUGUGCUGUUUUUUCGGAACCUGAAACGCGACAUCGCAGCGGAAGCCGAAGAACUGUAUAAUGCCGCUUUUUAUGACAAUGCAUGUAUCCUCUUCACUAACGCUCUUCGCUUCACACAAGACCUACUUGCCUGUGGUGAUGAUAUACGGUUUAAAGACGACAAACCCUUGCUAUUUAAACGAAUACAGUGCCUUCUCAAAAUGGGUUACUAUGCAGAUGCUGUUAAAGAUUGUGAUACAGUUCUCUCGCAUGAGCCAACCUACAACCACGUGAGAGUAGACAAAGCACAAGCACUGUUUGCACUGGGACGCCCCCAGCAGUGCAUGGCAACCUUGAACCAUUUCACCCCUCAGCAAAGGGAAAACAAUUCGCGUAUUGCAGCUCUUGUAGACAAGCUAAAACAAUUCGGUUACUAUUUUUGGGGUCCGGCACAAGAAGCAACCGAUAUUAGACACAAUAACUACCACAGUGUUGAUGAUAUUUCUGCAUCUUGGAAUUUGCAAGGAGCUAAACCAAAGUACACUAAAAAGAAGCAGAGUGGAAAGAAGAAACAGAAGGGAAAACAGAAGUUUAAAAAAUCCUCAAGCGGUUUUAAUGGAAAGAGAUCCGGUUCGGCCAAUGAUAUUUACACCGCAUCAACACGGAAAAGUGACGAAGAUGAUGACGAAUACGGUUCGGAUACUAGCAUAGCUAGUGAAAUCUCAGAAUCAGAGUUGGCUCAAUCUAAACUAAAGAAUUCACAAUCUGGACAAUGUUUUAAUGCAGGUCCAAGAGAAAUCUCUAAUCCAAUCCAAAUUCCUCUACCAUCCUCUGUGUCAGGGGCACACGGAGGUGGAAUCGAUUCCCUAGAUGAUAUUGACACAGGCGAUUGGUCUACCAAAACAAGAAGGCGUAGAAAUAUGUCUGGGCAGGGGUCACCGAAAAACUCACCAAAGAAUGGGUCGCAGGCCAACAACACAAGAGAUAAUACUACUAAUCACCACAUCCUUAGAGUUACAGAACAAGAUGUUAAUAAAAAUAAUGCUCCUCCAAUUCCAAACACUUCUUCAAACAACGCUCUUAUAUCUGAACCGUCAAAAAAAUGGGUCAAAGAUUUAAAUUUAAAACUCGCCUGUAGAAAUUGUUUUUCAAACACAUCCUAUUAUGGACGGAUCGGACAUGUAUACUUUGAGAAAAUGAAAAACCACAACUGUUUAAAAGACUUCUUAAUUUGCCCAGACACUGCAGCCAGCCAGAUAUUCAAGCGUUCUAUUUGGUGUCAAAUCCGUGAUCGUGUCAAAAAAAAUUUCACAGGACAAUACAAACUAUGCAAUUUCUAUCAAUCAGACAAACCAUGCAAGGUUCCUACAGAGUGCUGUAUAUUUCCACACACUAUCCAGGAAAUAACUGUCUGGAAUGCAGAAAGAAAUGGUGUAUUCAAUCGUAGUGAAGUUGUGCUUUAUCUGAAAUUAGACCCUGUUCGGUCGAAAAGUGGUGCAGCAAAUGUGGUUGCCGGAAGCCCAAACAUCAGACUUCAGUCACAGCGUGGUGUUGUUUUGACGCACAGCCCAGAAACAGCCGCCUCAGCUUCCGGGUUUCACCAACCAGGCACGACAAUGUUUGAAGCACAGCCCAUUUCAAAUAACGAAAAACCUAAAUCUGCUGAUCGUGACCAGCAACAUCAUUCUAAUUCGCCGAUAUCAUUUGGUACCUCCCAAGUCUUACAACCUAGGACAGCUUCACCAAAGAUCCAGACACACAAGACUUCAACUACCCAUCUUCCUCUACCGACACCACGAGUGCCCUCAAGCCCCUUCGCUAAGCCUACUACUAAACCAAAUAUAAAUUCAAAUUCGGCUCAACAAUUUCCUUUAUUAGGGUCACCGAUAAAUGGCCGCCAAUCAACUCACGUGCCAAUUAUACAUGAACAGCGUACGUUCAAAGUGGAAGGUCGUCAACUUUUAUUGGAUCCUUCAACCAAAGAAAACCAGCGCCUAAAAGCUGCCAGUCAUCAGUCGACAUUGGUCAGUGCUCUUCUCAGUAACGUGAAAGGAUGUUUCACUUAUAUAUGCCAACAGUGUCUUUAUUCAAAGCCACCUUGCAUAAGCUAUCAAAACAGCAGUGAUCCUGGUUAUUGUGGACACCACUUCUCAAGACAUCAAUGGUCUAAAUGUAAGAUAUUAGCCCACCAAAUAAUUGAAAACGGAAGGAUUCGGUAUUCGUUCAUACGGCCUAAGCUUCAAAACAACGUAGCAAAUAAGUGUCGACAUUAUUUCAGAGCGUACGGUUGCAGCAGAGGCGACACAUGUAAUUUUGCUCACGGUGUCAUAGAACUUGAAGUUUGGAAGUUGGAACGAACACAUGGUGGCAUUAAUAGAGACUUUCUUGUCGAACAUUGCCGAAUAAUGGCGCCAACAAUCAACCAUGCUGUUACACCCGUAAAAGUCUCAACACCAGAUGUCGCGCAAAAUAAACAACCGACAACCUGUCCGUUUACAUUGAAAUUUGUGUGUGGCACGUGUUGGAACCGUGGAGGGCAGCAACAAGAGAAAAGUUCUAAAAAUCCGAUGACAUGCGGUGCUGGGCAUACCUGGAAGGACAAGAUUUGCCUGAUGUUCAAUGAAUCCCGGCGAAAGUGGAGCAAAGUAAACGGGAGACAUCCAGAUCUUAGACCUAAUAUCACACCUAGUAUAUGUAAGAGAGAAGGGAAAUGUGACUACGGAAAUAUACAUGGAAAGCAAUGCAUGUUUUGCCACUCUGAAGAGGAACAGAAACUUUGGAUUUUCAUGGCAAAACACAAAUUCAAAAACUUAGAAGAGGUAGUUGAAGGCAAGAAGACCUCCAGUGACGAACAGAGACCAACCGGAACGGUAGAGCGCCUUCAACGUGUAUCUACUAUUUAUCAUUGUUCUUACUGCGAGAUGAAUUUCAAUUCAGUGGAACAUCUUAACUACCACGUUAACACACUGAAGCACAAACAAUGUGUAAACUCUGAUACGGAAAGGAGUUGGAAUCACCGGAGUCCACCACUUGACGUGGUAAAUGGUCGUUACGUCAUGUGCGAUAGACACAAAGAAAAUCGGUGUCCGUACUCUGAAGCAGACCCAGCUAACAACCCCUGCACUGAGGCCCACAGCGAAGAAGAGUUGGAAGAGUGGAAAGAGCGCCACCAAUAUCGAAUCAUGAAAAGACACAAGGCCAUGAAGAGCAAACUCUUCUCAUUCAUGGACGAACUAUUGCUUAAGUACAACUUAUCGACAUCUGAAGUUACAGUGAUAACCGAGAAAGAGUUGCCAGGAAUUCGGAUUAAAUGUGAAGAGAAGCUCAACUCAUUUAUUAGUGCUAUUGAACGGAAUGCCGAUAGGCCUAAAGAGUUUCAUCAAUCUUGGACAUUCGAGGUGGAGUGUGUCGAUGGAGAAAAGAGAUUAAAACGUGUCGGGUUGCUGUAUGACGAACAUCGUCUUCACUUCUUCUUAUCACAUCCACAAGGUGAAGUUAGUCCGCAGGUUUGCCCAGGAAGUAUGAUUGCAGAUGGAUAUACAUACAGUAUUGAUGUGAAGUUUAACUCAAACAUGCUCGGAAGCUUUCACCAAUGGGUUGUGUUUGACUUCGGGAGUGAGCCAGUCUUGGUUCGGAAACUUUCGAUUCAUGUCGGCGCUGAGGAGGAUCGGCCUAAAUUUAUGAAACAAUUAAGUGCUAUUGAGUCUACCAUCAUUUGGGACACAAGCAACACGGAGAUAUUGCGCCCGACCAUACCUGAACCGUUUGAAGAAAGUCUCUUCCAAAAAUACAAACCACCGAGCGCGAAUCUAAAUAUUGAUGAUUUGAAUGUAGGUAUACUAAGCAAAGAGAAUUACAAACAUAGAAUGCACAAAAUGGUGUCUCUGGAAGAAAGAGAUAGGAUGAAAACAAUCAACAGGUUCAAUACAAUAACUGAGAUGUAUAUAAGUAAAGACAUCACUAUCGAAUCUUAUGCUGGUUCCGAGUUAUUUAUCGCCCAAAAUGGCGAACUCUAUGGGAAAAUUGUGCUAACUGAAACUCUCAACUGUGAUUCUGAAUCCAGUCAACUGAUCAUGGAGUCAGUGAAGAAUAUAUUGUGCAAAUUUGAUUCCAAAUCGAAUCAGGCUCAUGAACUUCAAAUCGUGUCCGAUGAGACGAUCGACGGUCGGACAAAAGACCACAUAUACGUACAUCUGUACGCCUCUUGUGUAAAGGAUCUCAAACUUGAAGUGGGCACUACGAAAACAAUCGAAGUUCAAUUCCAGCUUAACCGGUUUCCUUUCUGCCAAAUGCACUUCGCCAUUGAUAGUUUGGAACAUAUGGAAGCAGUUUUACCAACCCCUGGAAACACACUUGAUAUCCCGAUAAAGGGUGAUAGAGAAGACCAGGAGCUAAAUUGGCGUCAGGAACAAGCAAUACAGUACAUGUGCUUAGCGGGAUCUUCAAAGGUCCAAGGACCACCAUUAGUCAUUUAUGGUCCGUUUGGCACAGGCAAAACCCUGACUAUGGCAACAUCAGUGAAGAGAAUUCUUCGUAGACAUGAUACAAAAGUUUUGAUUUGCACAAUGUCAAAUAGUGGAGCAGAUCUAUACAUCAAGGAGCAUUUAAAUGAGUAUCUCGAAACGUACUCAAAGGAUGGUCCAAAACCAACCCUCUUGCGUGUAUAUCAAACAAAACGACGUCUCAAGACCAUCGAUCCCGUCGUUAGAAAAUAUUGUCUUAUCGACGAAAAAACACUGAUGGUCACUUUACCAACCAAAGAAGACGUAGUGAGAUCUCGUAUCGUCAUAUGCACACUCAAUAUGACUUUACAUUUAGCCAGACUAAAUUUAAAGGGUCAUUUUACGCAUAUACUGAUUGAUGAAGCAGGCCAAGCACUAGAAUCUCAAGCCAUCAUGCCAUUAACAAUGGCUGACUGGAAGACAUGCAUAGCUAUUGCUGGAGACCAUAUCCAAAUGAGUCCAAAGGUCUAUUCUGAGGUGGCGCGUAUUGGUGGAUUCAAUAUAUCAAUUCUUCAGCGUCUGUAUGAGCAUUACCGCAAUGCGCAUGAUAACAACAGCAUUCUUCUUCAUUUCAACUACCGAACGUGUCAAGAGAUUCUAUCAUUCGUCUCGGAUAUGUACUACAAAACAAAGCUGAUUUCAAAGAAGACCCAUCCACCAUGUCCCAAUAUGUACCCAUUAUCUUUUUACGCAGUGAGGGGUCAAGAUCAUUUGGUGGGGACAUCAUAUUUGAAUAGAGAUGAGGUUGUGGAGCUUGGAUUCAGAGUGGAGGACCUUUGUCGUAACUGGCCAUCCGAAUGGGGAGAGACAAUAGACAUCGGCGUUGUUACACCGUACGAUUCCCAGGUUCGUGAAAUUCGACAAGAACUCAGAAGACGCAAGUUAAAUCACGUUACAGUUGAAGGUGUCCGAAAUGUACAAGGUAAAGAAUUUCGAGCUCUGUUUAUCAGCGUCGUGCGAACUAGGCUGACAUUGGCGAAGACUCAUGUUACUGCUAAGCAGAAUGACCCAGAUGAAAGUGCAGAAUUUUAUUACGGGUUUCUUUCGGAUGAAAAGUUACUAAACACUGCAUUUACACGUGCUAAAUCUCAUUUGGUGAUUGUUGGAGAUCCUAUAGCGAUGUGCUCCAUUGGACGUUGUUCAAAGGUUUGGGAAAAGUUUCUUCAGCGAUGCGAGCGUCACAAAAGUCUGUAUCCACAUGACAUCACCCUCCAGAGAAUACGUGGAGAGAUUGAGGCAGUGAAAACACUGAAUCCAUUUGCAGCUCCAUUCAAACCAAUGGCGAACACUGGAAAGCGUGACAACGAACAUCCUCUUGGUAUUUUAAAACAGUUUAACGUAGCUUCAACAAUACCAGAACCGUCGUAUUGGCAGAAACUAUCUGACACCUUACCAAAGAGGCAGAUUAGCGAGGAUUACCCUCCAUUAUCCACAAUAGACCAAGUAGAAGAUGAAACCUACGUUAGUGGUGAUUUUACAUUUUUCCCACCAAAGGUUGGCCUGAUUCAGGAGUCCGAAGAAUGGCAGUCAGAAGAUGAGGAAGAAAUCGAUAUUAAAAAGAUUGAUGAUUCCAUUCUGAAGGAGCUAAGGAGGCACGUUUUACAAGAAAGAAAGUAUGACACAACCUUUCAAACUGACGUUGACGUUGAAAAAAGUGAUUCUUCAUCAGGCUUAAAUGAGGCUAAAGUAAAUAACGAAAUGCCGCUCAAGAAUAUAGAAGGUUUAACUGAAGAUAACAGAGGUGAUAGUGAUGAUAAAGACAAUGAAAAUGAUCUUCAACUAAAUACUGAAGAAAUCCGAGUAGAGAAGCAUUUACUAGAUCAAAACAAAAAAGAUGAAUUAGAAGAAAUAGUGAAAAUGAUUUUCGUGCCAGAAAGAGAUCAAUCUAAACUGCAAGGGGCAGAUUUUUUUGAUGAAUAUGAUCCAGAUACAGACACAAGUAGUGAAGAAUUAGACCAAAAAGCCUCAGAGGAAAAAUACAAACCACUUCUUGAAUCAGAACCUGAGAAAUAUAAAAGAUGUAAAUUCCACCUUGAUGUGAAAGGAAAGGUAUAUGCCACAACAUUAGAGGACGAUGUGCCAGGCAUCAUCUUUAUUAUGAGUAAGCAUAAUAGAGGACGGGCUUUAAACAACGAUGAGGUUAUUGUAGAAAUCCAGCAAAAUGAAGACGUUCUUGAGGAAGUCGACAUUAAACUAUCGGAAAUUAAGCCAGAAGAUGAAAAUUUGAACGACAGAAUAUAUGGCCGUGUUGUUCAUGUCCUGAGGAGAGCAACAGAUCCAUAUUUAUGUAAGAUAGUCUGUACUUUAGAUCCUUUUAGCAACGGCCUUAUGGUACCCGUCAACAGAACAUUCCCAAAACUGUGCAUGCCUAAAACGGAAAACAGAAACACGUCAUCGGUUGAGAAUACCAUUGUUGCAAUUUAUAAUCUAAAUAAAGAUGGCAAAUUUCUUUUUGACCGAAAUGUCGAGGUCACUAACAAAGAUCGCCGACACAGACUAUUUGUUGUACGAUAUUGGAAAUGGCCCAGCAAAAUGCACUAUCCUUUGGGAUUUGUUACGGAGGAGCUUCAGCCGGGGAAUACUAUGAAGCAGGGCCUUCAUAUUCUCAAACUCGUCCACGGUGUUGAAGAUACCUGGAGGCGUAAAGUUCGAGAGGAACUCGACGAUAACUUUCCUGAAGCUUGGACAAUUCCAGAUGAAGAGAUAAAAAAGAGAAGUGACUUCAGAGACCUCGAAACAUUCACUAUUGAUCCCAAAGAUUGUCAGGAUAUCGAUGAUGCAAUUAGCAUUCGCAAACUUGCAGACGAUCGUUUUGAAAUUGGGGUUCAUAUUGCAGAUGUGAGUUUCUUCGUUUCAAAAGAUUCAUUGCUUGAUAAUGAUGCUCAGAAGAGAGCGACAUCAUACUACCCGGCGUCUGCAGCCCCUAUCAAUAUGCUGCCAAAAAGACUCAGUAAUGACCUGUGCAGUUUAAAACCUGGACAAGAUAGGUUAGCUAUAUCUGUGUUUAUGGACAUCAAUAAAGAUGGUCUGCAUUGUGCCAAAAAUACUAAUUGUACAAAGAUUACUAAAACAGUUAUUAGGUCCAAAAGAAAAUUCACAUAUGAGGAGGUCGAAGAUGUUAUUUACAAUCGACACGAGACAGAUAUUAAGCGAUCCAUUGUUGAUGGGCUUCAUAAAUUAAAUGAAUUAGCCCAGAAAUCUCGCGCUGCUAGGUUGAAGGACGGUCGAUACAGUUACAAUGUAGAUGAUGGCGAAGAAGAUGUACAUUCUCCUCUUGCACAUUCACUCAUUGAGGAGUUUAUGAUCCUUGCCAACAAAGCCAUCGCCCAAUAUUUGAUUGGUAAGUUUCCACAGUGCGUACCACUAAGGAGACAACUCCCACCAGAUCCUGAAAAGUUACAAGAAUUUCAAUUGAAACACUUGGCUGAUAUAAGAAAUAGUAAACUGAUGUCAGGAAAGUUUCAGGAUUACAUAGAUAAAUCACAGUGUAACUGUAAUUAUGGUUGCAUUUGUGGCGCAGAAAACAACACUAUUACCAUGCAGACAAGAGAUUGGAACCAGUUAGUUACCAUAGUCAAUGACAUCGAGCAAGGUACAGAUGCCAGUCCUGCUGACAUGAUGAAAAUAAUUAGCAUAAUCUGCAAUGACAAUAGACAUCCUAAGCUAUCUGUGAUGAUGACACAUUAUUAUAUGAUACAGGAAAAAUCAAAUUACAUCUGUUCCGGUCAAAGCAUAUCUGGUGGUUUGGACCUAUGUCAUCACUCUCUUGAACUUCAUUUCUACACUCAUUUUACAUCUCCCAUAAGACGCUAUAUCGACAUAGUCGUCCAUCGUCUUAUCGAAGCGGCCAUCAAAGGAAAGCCUAUACCAUAUACGGAGGAAGAUAUCAGUUCAAUAUGCUACCAUUCGUCAAUUGAGUCUUCAAAUGCGAAGGUUUUCGAGAAAAAGACCAAGACAUUAAUGAUGGCUCUGCAACUGAAAGAUGUGCCACUGGCAUAUUUACCUGCUCUGGAACAAACAUCAGAUAGACGUAUAAGCUUUGUUUUUCCAAUUUCUUUCAUGCCAACCACUCAAAGAUCCGUAGGCCUAAAUUAUCUAAAACCUUUAAGAAGACCAGAUGUUAAUGAAGAUGAUAACUCCAUUACCUUAAUAUGGAAACAAAGAAUCUAUGAUGCCAAAGCUCCACCAGAUGAAGUUCUACCUAAAAAAAUGGACAAUUCCAUAUGGGAACUUGAUACACAACGUUUUUCUGUGACAUUUAAUAGUGAUUUGUGGAAAGACCUGCUUUCUGGGAUUGAAGACGAAGAUAUUCAUCAAAUUCGUGCUGCAAUGUACUAUGCUGCACUUGAAAUUGACAAUGCUGAAAAAGAAAAGAAGAAAAGGAAUUUAAUAACUAACCAGGAUGGAAAAUUGGUCAAAAAGGAGAUUACAUCGGAAAUCCUAGACAGACAUGGAAACCGUCGUCACUUUGUUGAGUUCCAAAGAAAAUAUGCUAUGGGAAACUUAGUGGAAGUUAAACUGUCAGCAGGUUUUGAGAGAGGGCUCCUUGAGCCAAAGAUACAACUGUUCAACUUCACUCCUGAAUUAGACAUAUGUCUAGAACAUCGGUCUGAGCCCAUUACAUGUUUCUCUCAGCUGGCAACCAAGAAACUCAGAGGUACAAAUGUUAUAAGCACCUACAAGGAACGUUGGCAGGCAGUUCUGUCAAUGUCAUCAGCGUUCAAUGCUGUAUCAGAAGAUGACACUAUCAUCAUUCGAAAUGUCUCAAUUGUUUGGUACUCUGAUCAUGAUGAUUCAGACAAUAAUUUCUACCAUGGCGUAUUCAGGCUACCAAAAACAUUCUGUACAGAACGCUCUAUAAGAUUUAAUGGUAUGAUCUUGAAUAAAGACCCCAGUGUCCAAGAUGAGGAGGGUUGUCAUGAUUAUCUCUGUGUACGCUACCCUGGCCUUGAAGUUCCACCAAGCAGUCUAAGCCGAAGUCGCUCUGAUGUCAAAACUACAUGGGUUGGUCAUUGUUACACUACCAAGGUCUGUGAGGACGAGAGCAAAAAAUCCAUAGAAAUUUAUGUGAGACUAAACCAGUCGACCACAGAGCUUCCCCAGAGUGUACUUCAUCCAAAGCCGGGAAAGCAUCCACUUUGUACGAUUGAGCUUAUUCCAAAGGGGAUGUCAGAUGUUAAACAUUUCACUGCUAAAUUGCUUCCAAAACUUGCAAAGGAAGUAAAAGUUGGACAGAUACAAAAUGUAGCUUUACCGCCACCAAAUACAGUACAAAUACAGGCUAUAAGAACAGCACUUACCAGUUCAUUUACAGUUAUACAGGGACCGCCAGGAACUGGGAAAACGGUGACAGGAGCUCAGCUAGCAUAUUACUUUUCUGAAAUAAACAAGAAGGUCCCACCAACAGGCAAAGGUACUCCACAGGUUCUUUACUGCGGGCCAUCAAAUAAGUCAGUCGAUGUUGUUGCCGGAUAUUUGAAGAAGUUUCCCGAGCUUCCAAUUGUUCGAGUUUACAGCAAAAUGAUUGAGAAGAAAGAUUUUCCCAUUCCGUGGGAACAAAACAUUGGCUCAAAGACUGGAACAAGGGAUGUUUCCACAGACCCCAAUCAUGUAAACAUUGCUCUCCACCAUCUCAUUAGGAGCAAUAACAAUUCACAUGGUGCUGAUAUACGGAAUAUGGAGCGGAUGUUUAAUCGAACGCGAGGUGCUGAUAUACCUCCACAAGUGAGAAAGAAAUAUAAGGAUUUGAUAUUACUCGCAAAGGAAGAAGAAUUGAAGAAAUACCGAAUUAUCCUGGCAACCUGCAAUGCAGUUGGUGCAGAAGUAUUCAAAAAAUACUGCAGCAUCAUCCAGUGCAUCAUCGAUGAAGCAGGCAUGUGCAGUGAACCAGAGGCCCUUAUUCCACUUGUUAUGUGCUUGCCAUAUCAAGUUGUUCUGAUCGGAGAUCAUAAGCAGUUACGACCAAUAAUUACAGAGAAAAAUGCAGAGGAAUUUGGCAUGGGUAUUUCCCUCCUUGAACGAUACGAGAAAAAAGCCUUAAUGCUGACGUUACAAUACAGAAUGCACUCCAGUAUCUGUGAAUUUCCAUCAAGUGCUUUCUAUGACAACAAACUGGAGACUGCCGAUUCUGUUAAAAACCGCAAGGGGCAAAAUUUUACAUUCUGGCCUGCUGGUCCAUCUCGCCGGACAGUGUUCUGUCACGUGUAUGGCAAGGAGGAAACAUUGACAGUUAAGAGUGCAGAGGGCAACGAGCAAAGCAAGAGUAACCCACACGAGAUUUCUCAUGUUGUCCGGAUUGCUUGUAAACUCUUAGAAAAAGGCAUUAAAGCAAACAAUAUCGUCAUACUAUCUCAGUACCGUCUGCAGUGCCAACGAAUCAGAGAUGCCCUUAAAGACUGUGGAAAAGAAGACAUUCUAGUCUCGACUGUUGUUCUUAGCCAAGGUAGUGAAUGGGAUUAUGUAAUCAUGUCAACUGUAAGGUCUUUGCCACGAGUCGAAAUCGAAAAGAAACCAAGCAUCCGUUGGAUGAAGAUGAACAUGGGAUUCAUAAUUGAUGAGAACCAAAUGAACGUAGCAUUGACAAGGGCCAAACAGGGACUAAUAUUGAUAGGUAACCAAUACCUCCUUCAAGCUCACAAAACUUGGAAUGAAUUAAUUAAAAAAUACAAGGAAACAGGAUGCCUCAUUGAGCCUGCUUCAAAUUUCAAACCUUAAAACCAGUGUUGAAGUAGAGCUACCGUAAAUAUCAAUGGCAGCAUUUCAGCUAUGAAAAGAUCUGCUGUGAUAGGUAGACUGAUUUUCCCAAGAGACGAGGGCAGAUAUCCAGAUGUGGGGGGGGGGG